UAAUAACAUUCAGCCUUAUCAACAUCAAACAAUAAAUUUUACACAACCAAAAUAUCAUCAUCAUAAAUCAUUUUCUUUCACGAAUGUUUUGGAUUCACCAGUGUUUCCCGUUGUUCAGCGAAAGAAUUUAACAUCCAAGGAUCUGGGGGUUGCGAAAAAAACGACAGAGUUUACCAACAACACAGAUUCUAAAUUAAAUAUUAAUUCAACAUCAUCAACACGACCUGUAUAUAAUUCAACAGCCACCAUGUCAAGACAUCAUCACAAAAUGUUCGAAUCAAUAGCAAAGAGUUGCAUCGUGUCAAGGAAUUGUACUGAUUCAAAAAAUCAUCCCGUGUUAAAGAAUCGUCCAGAUUCCCAAAAUCAACGAGCUGCAUCAAACAACUAUAUAAGCACACCAACUAAAAACUGCAUAGAAUCGAAGUCAAAAAAUCUCGCGGUUUGUGCUAAUGCCGAUAAUGAUCCUUUGUCGAAGAGUUUAGACUCGCAUUCGUUACGCGUGUUGAAAUUGGCCAAGAACGAGUUCUCGGUGAUAGCCAAGCGAAGAUUUAAAAAAGAUGAAUUCAUAUUACAAUACUCUGGUGACGUACACUCGGCCAAAAAUUUUCUUCAACUUAAAUACGAAUAUAGUAAUUUGGAUACUUAUUUCGAUCUGUUUGUCGAGCGGAAUCACGAUAACACAAUGAAUGGUAAUAUAUACGCGCCAUUUAUUAACAGGAGUGAUACGCCAAACUGUUAUAUCCAAAUCACAAAAGAAGGCAGCAAGAAGGAUGAUGGCAGUAAUAAUUGUGACAGUAAACAUUCCGUAUACAAAGUGGGAAUAUUUGCACUUUACGACAUUGUGCCCGGCGUGGAACUUAAGCUUGGAUUGAAUCUUAUUGAGAAUGGAAAUCUAACGCCUGUCACUCAACAAAAUCGUUCUCAUCCAACGGCAAACUCAGCUUCCUAUCACUCUCAGCCACCUCGAACUUUACUUCCAUCAGAUCACCCGUCUCAGUCUUCAUCUCAGCUCGAUCAAGCCAACGAUUCAUUUCCCAUGUCAAUUCAAAUCACCUCUGAGGAACGUCGUCAUCACAACAAAUUUCAAAACCUGGUCACUGCCAUUCAACUCCUGGAAACCUCGAUCGUGAAUUAUUGUAUCGAACACGCGCAGGAUCCAAUCAUAUCUCCCGUGGAAAAGCUCUCCGAGACUGCCGUGAUGCUAUUUGGUCUACCUCAGUCGAUGUUUUCUAGAGUUCACGCGGUCAUCUCGAUUUGCCUACGGGAAAACAUCGGAAUCGAUCAAUGUCAGACGUGUUUGCUCAAUGCUUUCCGAUUGUUUCUUGAGUGGACCACGGGCGAUGGUGGCAGCGAGACGAAUAAAAGCUCUUCCACACCCAUUCAAUGGUCGACUUCUUCUUCCCGGUUCCACCGCCGUUAUCAUGGUAGCAGGAAUUCGAACAUAAAGAUUUCUCUAUUCGAAAAAUUUGUUACAUGUUUUCUGCUCUCGCUGAAAGGAACUUUCGAUGUAAUACCAAUUUCCAUAUUAGUGUGGUCCGAAAGGUUAAGUAUUUCAAAGUAUAGAUUGGUGAGAUGGGAGUUGGAAUGUUUAAAAGCCAUUAGAUUUGAGGUGAUGAUCACAUCGACGUUAUACUUUUGUUGGUUGGGCAAACUUUGUGACGAGUUGGAAGUUUGA
Molecule: messenger RNA, 1675 nt
Organism: Acaulospora morrowiae
Lineage: Eukaryota; Fungi; Glomeromycota; Glomeromycetes; Diversisporales; Acaulosporaceae
Source: the annotation of a GenBank genome assembly